Molecule: messenger RNA, 2040 nt
Organism: Pestalotiopsis fici W106-1
Lineage: Eukaryota; Fungi; Ascomycota; Sordariomycetes; Amphisphaeriales; Sporocadaceae
Exons: 3
Coding region: 1-2040 (679 amino acids)
Molecular function (GO): flavin adenine dinucleotide binding; oxidoreductase activity, acting on CH-OH group of donors
Source: RefSeq, a predicted model, not a curated record
AUGAGGGCAACUUCACUCUUUGUCAGCCUUCCCGCUGCUCUGGGAUACUUUUUACUCACAGCAAGUACCGGAAGCGCCAAGCACCACCAUCACCCGAGAUAUCAAUCCUUCGUCAAUGAGCGUGACACUACUACCUCGUCGAGUGCGUACGACUAUGUUGUCGUUGGCUCUGGGCCGGGCGGUGGUCCAUUGGCCGCCAACCUCGCUAUCGCCGGCUAUAGCGUCUUGUUGAUCGAUGCUGGCGGUGACUCUGGCACUGACUAUACCGAGUCGCUUCCUGCCCUUCACCUAUUCGCAACCGAGUACGAGGAACAGAAGUGGGACUUUUUUGUGAACCACUACACAGAUCUCGAGCGCCAGAAGAGGGAUUCCAAGAUGUCGUAUCGCAAAACGGACGGCGACUUAUAUGUCGGUCUAGAUCCUCCAGAGGGUGCUGAGCCACUUGGUAUUCUCUAUCCCCGCUCUGGUGCUCUCGGAGGCUGUACUCGCCAUAACGCACUCAUCACUAUCGGUGCGCAAGAUAGCGACUGGAACUACAUCGCCAAUCUCACUGGUGAUGAUUCGUGGGCGUCGAGCAAUAUGCUUCAGUAUUUUGAGAAGAUUGAGAAUGCCAGGUAUCUCCCGAGUAGCGUUGUUGGCCAUGGCUACAAUGGCUGGCUUUCGACUGAGCUGACAUCUCUGUCCCUCGUUGUCGAAGACCAGAAGCUCCUCUCUCUGAUCAUUGCUGCUGCCACUGGCAUGGGCAAACAUCUUCUCACCGCUCUUGUGAGCACAGUUGUUGGUCUUGGCCAAGUGCUCCUUCGUGAUAUCAACGCUCCAGGCCAGGCCAGCCAAACUGGUCUGUAUCAGGUGCCUCUUUCAAUGAAGAACAAUGUGCGAGGUGGACCAAGGGAGUUCAUUUUGGACACUGCCAACGCAGUAAACUCGGACGGUUCACGCAAGUACAAACUUGAUAUCAAGCUCAACACUCUGGUUACCAAGGUCCGCUUCGAUGAAAGUGGUACAGUCCCGAAGGCUGUAGGCGUCGACUACCUUGAGGGCGCGUCCUUGUACCGUGCAGACCCCCGUUCCAGCGGCGCCUCGCAGACGGGUUCGGGAAGCGUGAACGCCACACAUGAAGUCAUUCUCGCAGCCGGUGCGUUCAACACACCCCAGCUCCUAAAGCUGAGCGGAGUUGGCCCACGCGACGAGCUGGAGUCCUUUGAUAUUCCUGUAGUUGUGGACCUUCCAGGUGUCGGUGGCAACAUGCAAGACCGCUACGAAGCUACCUUGGUUGGAAAGACAGAUAGCGACUUUGUGAUUACCUCCAAGUGCACAUUCUUGCAGUCCAUGCCGGAUCCUUGUCUCGAUGCCUACACUAGCGGAAUCGACCCCAUCACCAAAGGCGUGUAUGGAACCAACGGCAUCGCCAUUGCAAUUGUUCAAAAGUCAUCCGUUGCCGAGGACGAACCCGACCUGCUCAUUUCGGGUGCCCCCGCCAACUUCCGCGGCUACUUCCCGGGAUAUGCCAAUGACUCCCUGUCCGACGCCCAGCACUGGGCCUGGAUCGUCCUCAAGGCCCACAGUCGCAACAACGCCGGCACAGUCAAGCUUCAGUCUACCGACCCCCGUGACAUGCCCUUGAUCAACUUCAACUCUUUCGAUACUGGCGUCAACGGUAAUGGCGAAGGCGACAAAGAUCUUCAGGCUGUUUACGAGGGCUUUGAGUUUGGUCGCCGGGCAUUUGCCGACCUGAUUCCUCUCGACGGGUCUUUCCCCGAGACAUGGCCAGGCGCCGCCACUUCUGAUGAAGACGAUGUCAAGCAGUUCCUAAAGGAUGAGGCUUGGGGCCACCACGCAUCGUGCACGUGCGCAAUCGGCGCCGACGGUGACCCAAAUGCCGUCCUAGACAGCAACUUCAAGGUUAGAGGUGUCGAGGGUCUCCGAGUUGUGGACGCCAGCGUCUUCCCCAAGAUUCCUGGAUUCUACAUUGCACUUCCCUUGUACAUGGUCUCGCAAAAGGCCAGCACCGUUAUCAUUAAUGACGCCAAGUCGUCGUAA